This is a messenger RNA of Castor canadensis (American beaver), 786 nucleotides long. It is a transcript of the gene Erh, whose product is annotated as ERH mRNA splicing and mitosis factor. Lineage: Eukaryota; Metazoa; Chordata; Mammalia; Rodentia; Castoridae. The record is from RefSeq and is a predicted model, not a curated record.
UUGCGGCUGAGCUCGUGUGCGGCGGCGGUGUCGGCGGCGGCUGCAGCAAAGCGUUUGGCGAAAUGUCUCACACCAUUUUGCUGGUUCAGCCUACCAAGAGGCCAGAAGGCAGAACUUAUGCUGACUACGAAUCUGUGAACGAAUGCAUGGAAGGCGUUUGUAAAAUGUAUGAAGAACAUCUGAAGAGAAUGAAUCCUAACAGCCCCUCUAUCACAUACGACAUCAGUCAGUUGUUUGAUUUUAUCGACGAUCUGGCAGAUCUCAGCUGCCUUGUUUACCGAGCUGAUACCCAGACGUACCAGCCUUAUAACAAAGACUGGAUCAAAGAGAAGAUCUACGUGCUCCUUCGCCGGCAGGCUCAACAGGCCGGGAAAUAAUUGAAUUGGAGGAGUUAGGGGCCGGGGGCGGGCUUGGAAUACAGGUGUGUACAGCUUGCUGUAGUGGAAGUUUUGUAUUAUAGUAAUCCUGUUUCCAUUUUGUUACACUCUAGCCAAGAUUGAAUGUAUUAGAUGAAAUGUGAGGAUGUUUUCGAUCUGAAACCCCCAGUGCCUCUUUUUUCUUUUCUUUUCUUUCUUUUUUUUUUUUUUUUUUACUUAAACAUUUUUAUGAUUUAGAUGGAAGUUGUUCUUUGUCAGUUAACGUUGUCAGGCCUUCACACCAUUCAGAUCUGCUUUGUAACAGUCACUGUACUAAUCCUUUAAGAUGGGGUGGGGGGUGGUGAUACAGUUUAGUUAUGUCCUCAAGAUAAAGUCUUAGUGCAAACUAAAUAAAUGUUCUUUAGUUAUA